AGAUCAUCCCGGGGCAUUGCGGCAGGACCGUGAAAUCCCCGAGGCGACAGGAGAGGCCAGCUCCCUGGGUGAAGGGGAGGGCAGGGCAGUUCUAGGGUCUCCUUUGUGGACCCCCCGGCACAAGGCAGAUGCCACUUCAACAGUCCUCACUCUACACACCUGGACUCUGGGGGCUCGGGGGGGCCCCUGUGUGCUGAGGUCGUCCCAGGAAGGAAGCACAGCUCAACAUCCCCCUGGAGCUCAUGGGGGCUGUGCCUGCCUGCCCCCCUACGUGCCGUCCUCCACAGCCCGGGGAGACCCCAGACCUGUGUCCUGGGCCUGGGGUGACAAGGCAAGAGAAGGCCAGCAGUCCCACACUUGUGUUCCACAGUGCACCUGUGUGGUCUGAGACCCCGACCCGCCUCAGCAGUGUGAACACACACCUGGGAAGGGGUACCCCCCAGUCCUGGCGGACCGGGAAGAGGACAGAUGCCGGUUGCCCCAACUUCCCUCCCAGCUGGCCCCCGCUGAGAUCACCCUGCCAAAGCAUGUCCCAGGGGUUCUGCCCAAGGAGCAGGGGGUGGCUAGUGCUGCUGUCUGAGCAGCCCUCCCCCAGCGCAGACGUGGGGUCCCAGGAUCUCGAAGGUUCAACAGGGGGCACAGGGAGGCCCUCGUCCUCCAAGCCCAUGGCACAGAGCUGACCCAAGGGCUGCCAGAGGGGACCACGGUGGUUGGGAUGGGUGGGGGGGGCCUGUGCCCGCACGGGGAGGUGGACAGGGAGCCGCGGAGCGGGGUCCGGCCACGCGCAGGUCUGGGUCUCUGCGCGGCCCUGCGACCCCAGCGCUGACGCCCGCCUCCACUGCAGGUUCCCAGAUGGAGGUGGCCCCUGAGUGCGUGCAGCGGGGCGGCCGGCCGGUGCUGGUCCGCCGGCGGUCCCCAGCGCCCCUGGGCCUGUGUGAGAUGCUCAAAGCCAGGCUGUGGUGGAGGUGCGCGUGCAGCCCGCAGAGCGCCUGGACGCUGGUGCAGGACCUGCUCCCCGCCACACGCUGGCUGUGCCAGUACCAGCCACGGGAGGCCCUGGCGGGCGAUGUCAUGUCCGGGCUGGUCAUCGGCAUCAUCCUGGUGCCCCAGGCCAUCGCCUACUCACUGCUGGCGGGACUACAGCCCAUCUACAGUCUGUACACGUCCUUCUUCGCGAACCUCAUCUACUUCCUCAUGGGCACCUCUCACCACGUGUCCGUGGGGAUCUUCAGCCUGCUCUGCCUCAUGGUGGGCCAGGUGGUGGACCGCGAGCUCCUGCUGGCCGGCUUCGGCCCCGCCCAGGGCGGCGCAGGGCCCGGGGACAACAGCAGCAGGGUCAACGCCUCAGCCGCCGCCGUGGGGCCCGGGCCACAGGACUGCAAGCAGGACUGCUACGCCAUCCGCGUCGCCGCUGCCCUCACGCUGGUAGCCGGCAUUUACCAGGUGAGGGGCCGACCGGCUGGGGUUCUGCCGAGCGAGGCGCAGGCCCCUCGGGCGCUCACCGCCCACUCAGAAGGGCCAGGCCCAGGGCAGUGCGGGCUCAGGGCCUCAGAGGACGGCGGGUUUAACCAGCAAGGAUGGGACAGAGCAGGCUGA
Mirounga angustirostris (Northern elephant seal) is the source of this 1596-nucleotide messenger RNA. It is a transcript of the gene SLC26A1, whose product is annotated as solute carrier family 26 member 1. Gene Ontology annotation, biological process: transmembrane transport. Gene Ontology annotation, cellular component: plasma membrane. Gene Ontology annotation, molecular function: chloride transmembrane transporter activity; bicarbonate transmembrane transporter activity; oxalate transmembrane transporter activity. Bases 853 to 1596 code for a protein of 247 amino acids. Lineage: Eukaryota; Metazoa; Chordata; Mammalia; Carnivora; Phocidae. The transcript has a single exon. The record is from RefSeq and is a predicted model, not a curated record.